This is a messenger RNA of Plasmodium adleri (nom. inval.), 9852 nucleotides long. RefSeq names its product polyadenylate-binding protein-interacting protein 1, putative. Gene Ontology annotation, cellular component: eukaryotic translation initiation factor 4F complex. Gene Ontology annotation, molecular function: translation initiation factor activity; protein binding; mRNA binding. The transcript has a single exon. The record is from RefSeq and is a predicted model, not a curated record. NCBI's taxonomy places the organism in Eukaryota, Apicomplexa, Aconoidasida, Haemosporida, Plasmodiidae. Bases 1 to 9852 code for a protein of 3283 amino acids.
AUGCAAAGUGAUAUAAUAGUUAAUCAAGAUUUAAAAGAAUAUAGUAAUGUGAUGAAAGGAAUACACCAUGUCACGUCCUGUGUUUCCUCCAUAGGAGUUGAGACCAAUAAGAAAAAUGAAUACAAUGAAAAUAGUGUAGAAAGGAAUGAUUAUAAUAAUGACAUUGAUGAUGAAAAUUAUAAUAAUGAUAAUAAGGAUGAAUUUUUAAAUUCUUCUAAUGAUAUAAUAAACGAGGAAACAAAUAAAAAAAAUAGUUAUGAUGAUAAUAUAUUAUGUAAUAAGGUUUUAUUAAAUGAUGAAAAUUUAGAUAUCUCCAACAAUGGUGUUACAACAACUACAACUACUAUAACUACUACCAUUAGUAAUAAUAAUAAUAAUGAUAGUAGUAGUAGCCAUAGUGAUAAUAACCUUUUUGAAGAAAGUAAUAAUAGUCAUAGUCAGGAUGUACGUAGUAGUAGUAGUAUAUUAAAAAAUUCUGAGGAUAUGAUUUUAAAUAAAUCAUCUAAUAAGACAAAUAAUCAGAAUGUAUAUUCUAAUGAAGAAUUUUAUUCAUAUAAAGAAAAUCUUAGUGAAGAACCAUGUAAUGAAGAAGGGAAUAAUACAUUUCAUUCUAAAAUUGAUAUGGAUAAUUGUAAUAUAAAUAACAACUACAGUAAUAAUAACAGUAGUAGUAACAGUAGCAGAAGUUAUAGUGAGAAUAAAAGAUCAUCUAACGCUGAUAGUAGUAGUAAUAAUAAUAAUAAUGACAAUAAUGAUAAUAAUGGUAAUAAUAAUAGAGAUAACAAUGAUAAUAAAUAUAACAACAACAAGGAACACAAUAAUAGAGAUAAUAAUAAUAAUAAUAAUAAUAAUAACAAUAAUAAUAAUGGAAAUAAUGGUAACAAUAAUAAUAAUGGUGAUGAUAAUAAUGAUGAUAAUAAUAAUGAUGAUAAUAAAAAAAAUGAUGAAAAUAAAAAUAAUAAUAAGGAAGUAACUGAUGAUAAGGACAAAGAAGAACACGAUGAAAAAGGUUCCAACGAGAAUAUGAAUAUAUCCCAUGAAAAUAAUAAUAAUAAUAAUAGUAAUAAUAGUAAUAAUAAUAAUAGUAGUAGUAGUAAUAACCUUAAUGGUGAUAAUAAAAAAAAUGAAUCCUCUUCAAUUAAAUCAGUACAUAAAAGUUCUGUUUUAAGUUCUCUUAAUGCAGAUGCUCCUGAAUUUGUACCUUCAACAAAAAGCCUACAAAGCAAUAUGUCAUUUAAUAAUUUAAUGUGGAAUAAUUAUUAUCAAGAUAUUAAUGCGGGUACUACUUUUAAUAGUAAUCAUUUACAUAAUAAUAAUUUAAUGAAUAAUAUAAAUACAUCAGGAAGCAACAACAACAAUAAUAAUAACAAUAAUAAUAAUAAUAAUAAUACUAAUAUUAUGAUAAAUAAUACCAAUUCUUUGUUACAUAAUAUUAAUGGUAUAAAUAAUAGUUCAUCUAAUAAUAUAAUGAAUAUAGCUGGUUCAAAUAACAUGGCAAGUUCAAAUAAUAAUGGAAAUGCUGGUGUAGUUUUAUUAGGUGUAUCACCAGGAAAUAUGAAUAAUAUGGAAAAUAAUGACCAAGACAAAAUGAAUUCUAGCAACAACAAUAAUAAUAAUAAUAAUAAUAGCAACAAUAAUAAUAAUAAUAAUAAUAUUAACAAUAAUAAUAAUAAUUCAUUACAUGCUAGCAAAUCUAAUAGUAAUCACAACAAUGUUCAUGAUAAUAAUAAUAAUAAUAAUAAUAAUAAUAUGCUUGCAGGUAAUAUGAAUAAUAUAUCACAAAAUAUUGGUGGUAUAUCAUCAAAUGAUGGACCAUUUAUAAAUCAAGGUAUGAUACCUGGUAUAGCUAAUUUAAGAUCUAGCCACUUUAUGAGUAAUUCUAGUGCAAAUUUUAUGAACAGUUCAGAAAAUUCGAAUGGACCAUUUCAUCCAAUGGAUGGUACACAUGCACAUCAAAAUUUUCAGCCUAAUGGUUCAUUAAUUGCUCAUCAUAAUUUUUAUGUAAAUCAUCAUCCAUAUUUAUUGAAUAAUCAUCCAAAUGCAUUACCAGGACCACAACCAAUAUUUGCACCCCCUUUAUCAUAUGCAAAUACAUUAGCAUCAACAGCUAAUACCACAGGAGCAGGAGGUGUUCAUCAUGAUAUGUCUUUUGGUCAACAUACAUCUGUAUAUGGUUCAUUUAAUAAUAAUCCAGCUAAUAUUAUUGCAGGUGGUGCUGGGAUUUCAUCACAAAAAAGUCCUAGCUUAAGCAUAAAUCCUUAUAACUUUUUGUCAUGUUCAUUACCAACACCCCCACCACAAAUAGCUCACACAGGUCCAUUAAGUAUGACAUCUUUAGAUCCUCAUUUUAUGCCUACUGCAAAUAAUGCUCAUAUGAAAUUAUCUUAUGCAAAUAAUAUGUGUCCUCAUCCAGGAAGGAGGAGCAUAUAUAAUCAUUUUAAUCAUGCACAUUUAUCAAAUUCUAAUAGUAUGAAUGAUAAUAAUUUUGAUCACACAAAUAAUAAUAAUGCCAACAAUACUGUUAAUACUAACAAUAAUAAUAAUAAUAGUAAUAGUAAUAGUAUGAGUGCAAAUUUAAAUUAUAAUUUUAAUACCUUUAAUCAUCAUAAUAAUAAUGCUUGUGGUUUAGUUCCUAAUAAUGAUAAUAAUAAUAAUAAUAAUACAAAUAAUAUGCAUUUAAAUCAAGGAUUGAAUGCAAAUACUUUAAAUUUAAAUAAUGCAGGUAAUGUUAUAUGUGUGAAUAACCCCAUGCAUUUGAAUUCUUCUGGUAAUAUGACUCCUCACCAUUUGAAUAAUAUGCAUAUGAAUCAUGGGAUGAUAAUAAAUAAUAACCUUGGCAAGCAGAAGAAAAGUAUAUCAUUAAAUCAUAACAAUCAUAACAAUACAGAUAAUAAUAAUAAUAAUAAUAAUAAUAAUAGUGGCAAUAAUAACAAUAAUAAUAGUAAUAGCCAUAAUAAUAGUAAUAAUAAUUCAAAUACAAAACAACAAUUUAAUAAUUUUAGAGAGGGAAAGAAUUCUAUAAAAGGAAAUCUUAUGAAUACAAAUGUAUGUUUAAAUAAUAAUUACAAUCAUUAUAAUUCUCCUAAUAAUAAUAACAAUAAUAAGAAACAUAGUAGAUAUAGUUCUGUGUCAAAUGUUAGUAAUGCUUAUAAUGCAGCAUAUAAUAUUAAUACAACAGGUAAUAACAUAAAUAAUAUAUCAUCAAGUAAUUCAAAAAAUGUAUAUAAUACAAAGGCAGCAAAGCGUGAAGGUUAUAAUAGUGAUGAUAAUGAUAAUGCAGGUGGAAAUUAUUAUCUCAAAAAUGGUAACCCAAUAUCAAAUAAUAAUAAUAAUAAUAAUAAUAUUAAUGUCUCUGAUAAUGUUAAUGCUGAUGGAAGUAAUAAUAAAUCGAAAGAUACUAAUAAUCAAGAAUUAAAAGAUUCUAAUGAAAAUAACAACAAUAAUAAUAAUAAUAAUAAUGAUGAUGUUGAAAAUGAUAAUAUGAAUGAUACUUCUUAUUCUUUUAAAGGACAAAAGAAUUAUAAUUCUAAAAAUAAAAGUAAUACAUCUAGUAAUAAUAAUUAUAAUCUGAAUAAUGUUCAAAAUGAUAAGACAUCCAGUACUCAUAAAGAAGAUUAUAAAAACAACCGAUAUGUAAAUAAUAAUAAAAUAAUUGAAGAUAAAAGUUCUUCAAAUGGAAAUAGAAAUAUGACAAAUGAGAAGAAUUUAAAAGGAACAGACAAUAAUACAUAUCACAAUAAUAAAAAAGGAUAUAAUGAUGUAUCAAAUAAUAAUAAUAAUAAUAACAAUAAUAAUAAUAAACAAAAUAGUAGUUACAUAAAUAAUAAUAAAUAUCAUCAAAAUAAUUCAGAUAGAAGGGGAAGCAACUUGAAAAACGCAGAAAAUAAUACGAACAAAAUGAAUGAGAAAAAAAGUAAAAAUGAUGAUGAAAAGAAAGGAAAAGAAAAGGAAAAAGAAAACAUUAAUAAUAACACAAGUAGUGUUAUAAAUAAUAAUAAAAAGAUGAGUGAGAGUAAUACAAAUAAUGAAAAUAAUUAUGUUGGUAAUAAAAACAUGAAUUAUAAUACUUUGAAGAAUUAUAAAAAUUAUGAUAAGAAAACUAUGGAAUUCUCUUCAUGGGUUAAAAUAGCAAAGAUGAAUCCAAACAAUAAUAAUAAUAAUAACAAUAAUAAUAAUAAUAAUAUGAAAAAGAAAGAGAAAUUAUCCGUGUCUUCCAUUUAUGAAGUUUCAAACAAUGAGAAAAACAAUAAUGUAGAAGAUAGAAGAAACUCAAAUUUUAUAAAUGAAAAAUUAAAUGCACACGAUAAUAAGACAACCAACACUUAUAGUAGUAAGAACCAAAAUAAAGAAAAUGAUGAUACUGUAUCAAUAGAACAUAAAGAAAAUGAAAAUAAUAAUCAACAUUAUGACGAUAACGAAGAUCAUAAUAAUAAUCGUCGUUUGUCAGGAAAUGUAAAUAAUGAAAAUAUGAAAAAAAGAAAUGAAGAUGAGGAUAAGAAAAGAAGUAGCAAAGCAAAUAUUAAAGAAAAAGAAAAUAAUACUCACUAUUAUAAAGAUAGUAAUAAUAAUAAAAAGUCAAACGAUGAAAAUAAAAAAAUGAGCUAUAAUAAUAUUGUUACCAAUAAUAGAAAUUAUAACAGUACUAAGGAUAAUAAUAAAGAGAAAAAUAAACAAAAAUAUGAAAAUAAUAAGAAAAUAGAUAUGGAUGAUAAAAGAAGUUCUGUAGCUGUAACAGCAAAUACAAAUUCAGGUACAAAUACUGUUGUUACAACAUCAGGUAGUAGUAAUACAUAUUCUCAUAGACAAAGAGAGAAAUUGAAAAUUCAAAAUGUAGAAAUUAAACAGAUAAAUGAAAAAAUAAUAAACAUUAAAAACUAUGACAAGAAAAAAGCAUCUGCAAUAAAUGUGCAUACUAGUAAUGAUGAAGAAUUAAAAGGAAAAGAUGGAUACACAAUUAAUAGGAAAGAUGAAAAUAAAGAUGAGAGUACUAACAAUGAGGAUAUUAAGAAAAAUGAUUUGAAUGAUGAUAAAUCAGUAGAUUUAUUAAUCGAAAAUGAUAAUAAUAAUAAUAAUAAUAAUAUUAAGAAUGAUGCUGACGGUAGUGAUAGUACUACUACUUUAAAUAAUAAAAAAGGUAAACGUAGUAGUACUAAUAAUGUAUCAUCUAAUAGUUUAAAAACUGAAUCAACGAAAAACACAACUAAUAAUAAUAAGGAACAGGUAUCUAAAGAUAAUGUAGGUAGUAAUAAUAUGAAUAAUACAUCUAAAAGUAGUAAUAAUGGAGAUGUAAACGUAAUAAAAAGAAAUAAUAACAACAAUAGUAAUAAUAAUAAUAAUAAUAAUAAUAAUAAUAAUAAUAAUACAGGGUUGAAUAAGGAAGGACAUAAUAAGAAUGCAAGCACAGUCGAAAAUAACCUUAAUAAUAAUAAUAAUAGUAGUAGUGUUAGUAGUAGUAGUGCUGUUGUCAAUAGUAAUGAGAAUUCUAAAACAUCUGUUUAUGGAAGUAUUAAAAAUUCCAUGUGGCAAGGAAGAAUAUCAUUUGCUGAAAUGGCAAAAAGAAAACCUAAAGUAGAGACUAAUAAAGAAAUUAAAGAAACAAAUGCGGAUUCUGUAACUAGUGAGAAAAAAAACAACCACAAAAAUAAUAAUAAUAAUAAUAAUAAUAAUAGUAAUAAUCAUCAUCGUAAUAGUAUUAAUAAUCAUCAUUCUAGUAAGAGUGAUAAGUCUUCAAGAAAAGAACAUCAUAGUAGAUAUGGAUCAAGUAGUACUACUCGUGAAAAAACUUCUAGUAGUAAUAAUAAUGUUAUGAAAGAAUAUAGUAAAGAUAGUAAAAAGAAAAAUGAUAAUAAAGAUGAAAGUAGUGUUCACUCUUUUAAUAGCAGUCGAUUAAAUAGAAAAGAUAAUAAAAAUGAUUCACGUCAUAAAAAUGAUAAUAAAAAUAAAUUAUAUAAUGAACAUGUCGAUUCUUAUGAUUCAGGUGUUGAUUAUGUAUCUGUUCAAAACAGAAAGAAAGGAACUGAUAAAGGAGAUGACACUAGUGUAUGUGAUAGUAGUAGUGUUAUAGAAAAGAAAGAACAUAUGGAAGAAUUAAAAGAUGAAAAGAAUUUAGAUAAUGACACAUAUACAGAAAAAGUUAGUGAUUAUUCAAAUGAAAAAAAUAACGUAUGUGAAGAUUAUAUAGAAAAUAAAGAUGACCAUUUUGAAAGUACAUCACAGAAGGGUAGAUGUUUAAAUGAAAAUAUAAACGAUAAUAAUGACACAAAUAAGGAUGAUACUAACAAUAAGGAUGAUAACAACAAUAAGGAUGAUAACAACAAUGAUGAUGAUACCAACAAUAAUAAUAAAACCAUUGUCAGUAAUGAUGAUGAGAAAAUAAAAGAAGAACAAACAGUAGCAGCCAAUAUUGAUGAAGUAUUAUUUGAAGAAAAAGAAAAUAAAAAAGAUGAAAAUGAAGUUUGUAAAGCUGAUAAGGACAUUAUUAAUAAUGAAUUAAGAAGUGUAGAUGAAGAAAAAAAAAUGGAUGAAGUAACAUGUGAAGGAAAGGUAAAUAAUGAUAAUGAUCAAGUGGAAGAUCAUAAGAAAGAUUAUAAUGAAGAAGAAUGUAAUGAAAAUAAAAAUGAUGAAGUUAAGAUUUCUGAAGAAAUAAAAGAGAGUGAAGAAAUUAAUGAUAACAAAUUAGAUAAAUUAUCAGAUGAAAAUAUGAAUGAAAAAAAAAAUGAGAAUAUUUCUGAUAAUGUAAGAGAAAAGGAUGAGAGUACAUUAUUAAUAGAGAAUUUAGAAGAGAAAGUUGAAAAUGUUGAUAAGAUUGAAGAAAAUAAAGAGAAGAAGAAUUUAGAACUUGAUGAAAAAGAAAAAGCGAAACAAAAAAAAUUAGAAAGAUUAUAUAGAGAAAAAAUAUAUACAAAAAUUGAUUUAUUGGAAAUAUAUUUAGGUCAUAAUUGGGGUGAGGAUGGUGAUAGAUUUAAUUUUGUAUUAUCACAAGAAAAUGAUAAUACCUUAGAUGUAGAUUAUAAAAAUAGUAUUAUUAGCAACAACAAUAAUAAUAAUAAUAAUAAUAAUAAUAACAAUAAUUUGAUGAAUAAUAAUAUGAUGAAUAAUAAUCGUCAUAGUGUUAUGAUGGAUGAUCAUCAUAAUAUUAUGAAAAAUAAUAAUAAUAAUAUGGGAAAUAAUAAUAAUAAUCAUCAUCAUCAUCAUAUGAAUGAACAAAAGAAUAUGAAUGCACAUAAUAAAAGAUUUAGUAAUAAUAAUAUGAAUAAUAUGAAUAAUAUGAAUAAUUUAAAUAAUAUAAAUAAUGUAAAUAAUGUAAAUAAUUUAAAUAGUGGUUAUAAUAACAAUAUGAAUAAUCAUCAUAAUAAUAAAAACAAUAAUAAUAUGAAUCAACAUAUUCAUCAUGGUGGACAUCAUCAUAUGGUAAAUAAUAAGCAAAGCCAAUCUAAUCAAAAUAUAAAUAAUAAAAAUAAUGAUGAUGGAUGGAGAAAUUCAUUAGCACAAAAAAAUAUGAUGAAUAAUAAUAAUAUGUAUAUAAAUAAUAAUAUGAAUGAUAUGAAUCAUAUGAAUAAUAUGAAUCAUAUGAAUAAUAUGAAUCAUAUGAAUAAUAUAAAUCAUAUGAACAACAACAACAAUAAUAAUAAUAAUAAUAACAAUAAUAAUAAUAACAAUAAUAAUAAUAUUAAUAAUAAUAAUGUGUCAUCUAAUUUGGAGUGGAGAAAAAGUGAUGCAGAUAAAUUGAAAGGAUUUUUUGAUUCAACUAGAGUUGUUGAAUCUGCAGAUGCAUGGAGAAAUAAUAAUACAGCUCAAGUAAAAACAGUUGCUGAGAAUAGUUGGAUUUUAAAACAGAAUCAAUUAAAAGCAGAUAAGUAUACAUGUAUGAUGCGUAAAUUAAGAGGUAUAUUAAAUAAGUUAACUUUUGAAAAAUUUGAUUUAUUAUAUGAACAAAUAAUAUUAGUAGGUAUAACUAAAUUAGAUGAAAUUAUAGGAUUAAUGAAAUUAGUAUUUGAAAAAGCAGUGACACAACAUCAUUUUGUUCAGAUGUAUGUACAACUAUGUAAAAAAUUGAAUGUACAUUUUCAUAAUAUGAAAUUAGAAGAUGAUACAACAGUUCAGUUUAAAAAGAUAUUAAUAAAUCAAUGUCAAGAUUCUUUUGAAAAUAAUUUAAAACCUAUUGAAUUUCCAAGUCAUUUAAAUGAAGAAGAGAAAUUUGAAUUUGAACAAAUGCAUAAAAAUAAAGUUAGAGGAAAUAUGUUAUUUGUUGGUGAAUUAGUAAAAUCAGGAAUAAUAUCUAUACCUAUUGUAUUUGUAUGUAUUAAACAAUUAUUAGAAAAACGAGAAAGUUAUAUAUCUCUUAAAAAUGAUACUAAAGAAGGUAAUUUACAUUUAGAAGCCUUAUGUAUGUUUUUAAAUACUGUUGGAGAAAUAUUAGAUACUCACGAAAAAGCUAAUCAAGAAAAAGUAAAAGAAUUAUAUAACACAUUAAACGAAUUAGUAAAUAAUGAAAGUAUAACCUUUCGUGUUCGUUGUUUAAUAAAAGAUGUUAUUGAUAAUAGAAAUGAAAAAUGGAAUAAAAAAUUUGCACAUAAAUUAGAAGGUCCAACAACAUUAAGUGUAUUACAUGAUAAAAUAUUAAAAGAAACUAUUGAUCAAAACAAUAGAACAUAUAAUAAUAGUAAUAAUAUGAAUUAUCAUGAAAAUAAAAUGAAUAAUAAUUUGAGUAAUAUGAGAAAUAAUCUUUUAAGAAAUGUUAGUUUUAACAUGAACAAUAAUAAUAACAACAAUAAUAAUAACAAUAAUAAUAAUAAUAAUAUAAAUUUUGUUAAUAUGAUGAAUAAUAAUAAUAUGAAUUUAAGAAAUAUGGGAAAUAUGAAAAAUAUGGAUCAAAAUAAAAAUAUGAAAAAAUUAUCUUUAAAUUUAAUGAAGAAUAAAAAUAAUUUACAACAAUCCAAAAUGAUGAAUGAUGAUAUGAAAGGAUCUAAUAUGGAAAAUAAUUAUUUUGACAUUCCUAAAAGAGAAACUCUUUUUAAUAAAAAUGCAUCAUUUGCCAACGAAGAAGCAAAUAAUAAUAAUAAUAAUAAUAAUAAUAAUAAUAACAAUAAUAACAACAAUAAUAACAACAACAAUAAUAAUAAUAACAAUAAUAAUAAUACCUCUACCAGUAGUGGUAAUAGUUUUUUCAGUAACCUUAGCUCAAGAUUAUUAAAUAAAGACAAAAAAGAAGGAGGAAAUAUCUUCACAAGAAGCUUUAAUUUGAAAAAAAAUAAUAAUAAUAAUAAUAUGUCUAAUUUUUCAAAUAAUGAGUUAGAUAAAAAAGAUAAAAGUAAUAUGAAUAGUACUAAGAAUGAAGAAAGAGAAAAUACAUUUUCAAAUAAAGAUAAUGUCUUAAAUACAAAAUCUGAUAAUACAAAUGAAGAACCAAAAGAUUAUACUUUUGUUGAAGAAUAUAUUCCUAAAGUUAAUGAGAUUCUUGAAUUAUCAACUACUAUAGAAAAUUGGGAAGAACUAACUGAAAAAAUUGUUCAAUUAAAUAUACCCUCUAAAUUUAAUGAAAAAUUACAUGCACAUAUCUUAAAACAUACAUUAAAAAAAUAUGCAUGCAAUAAAAAUGUAGAAAGAAGUCUACCUUAUUUUAAUUGGCUUGUAUCAAUUGUAUUAGAUAAUAAAAUAGAUAUGCAAUCUUUUAAACACUGCUGGAAAUCUUUCUUUUUAGAAAAUGAUGAAAACAGUUAUGAGUAUACUAAAGAAGACUAUCCUUUAUUACCAAGAUUGGUAACAAAUUUUAUUACUGCAGUUGAGGUAUAUGAUAAAAAUCAUAUGUUAUAUGACUUAUCAACAUUAGAGCAAAUGAAAAGUGUAAUAUAA